This is a messenger RNA of Lasiodiplodia theobromae, 1575 nucleotides long. Its product is annotated as Permease cytosine/purines uracil thiamine allantoin. Bases 1 to 1575 code for a protein of 524 amino acids. Gene Ontology annotation, biological process: transmembrane transport. NCBI's taxonomy places the organism in Eukaryota, Fungi, Ascomycota, Dothideomycetes, Botryosphaeriales, Botryosphaeriaceae. Gene Ontology annotation, cellular component: fungal-type vacuole membrane; plasma membrane. The record is from RefSeq and is a predicted model, not a curated record. The transcript has 5 exons. Gene Ontology annotation, molecular function: transmembrane transporter activity.
AUGGACUACGUCGACGUCGAGAAGAAGGCUGCCGAUGCCGACGUUUCGUCCGACCCCUCUGGCCACAGGACUGCCGCAGGCGUCUACACCACCGAGGGCGGCGCCGUGCCUGGCGAGAGCUUCGAGUAUGGAAACUCUCUGUAUGCCAGGAUUCAGAGGCUGGCCGGCCGCUUCAACAUCGAGCAGAGAGGCAUUGAGCGCGUGCCCGAAGACGAGCGCACCGAUCAUUCGCUUCUGAACGUCGGUACCAUGUGGCUCUCCGCCAACAUGGUCGUUAGCUCCUUCGCCAUUGGCCUGCUGGCCAAAUCUCUCUUCUAUCUUGGCGUCGCUGAUGCUAUGCUCGUCUGCUUGUUCUUCAACCUCCUUGGCAUCCUCCCGGUCUGCUGGUUUUCGUCCUUCGGCCCUGUCUUUGGCUUGCGUCAGAUGGUCCUCUCCAGGUUCUGGUUUGGCUGGUGGGGCGUGAAACUCAUUGCCUGCUUCAAUGUCUGCGCCUGCAUAGGCUGGUCCGCCGUCAACUCGAUCGUGGGCGCCGAGCUGAUCCACGCCGUCAACAACGACGUUCCCGGCUGGGCCGGCAUCGUCAUCAUAGCCAUUUGCACUUUCUUCGUCACUCUGUUCGGUUACAAGGUUGUACAUGCCUACGAGUUCUACAGCUGGAUCCCGACUUUCAUCAUCUUCCUCAUCGUUCUCGGCACCUUUGCCCACAGCGGCGCCUUCGUCAACAUCCCCUGGGAGACCGGAAAGUCGGAGAUGGGUGGCGUUCUGAGCUUUGGUGUGACCGUCUAUGGUUUUGCCACUGGCUGGGCAAGUUACGCCGCCGAUUACACCGUCUACCAUCCCUCCAAUCAGAGCCGCCGCAAGGUCUUCUUCUCCACCGCCCUUGGCCUGAUCUUCCCGCUUCUGUUUACCGAGAUGCUGGGCAUUGCUGUCAUGUCUGCUACCGCUAUCAAUGGCGGGGACAACAGAUACCAGCUUGGUUACGACAAUUCCGGAACCGGCGGUCUGCUUGCCGCCGUGUUGUUCCCUCCGCUCGGCGGCUUUGGCAAGUUCUGCUUAGUCAUCCUUGCUCUCUCCAUUAUUGCGAACAACUGCCCCAACAUCUAUUCAAUUGCUCUCACGGUCCAGGUUUUUGGGCGUUGGGCGCAGGCGAUCCCUCGUCCUAUCUGGACACUGCUUGGAACGGGUGUCUACAUAGCAAUUGCUAUUCCCGGCUACUCACACUUCGAGAGUGUUCUUGAGAACUUCAUGAACUUCAUCGGCUACUGGCUCGCCAUUUACGAGGGGAUAGCGCUGACCGACCACUUCCUCUUCAAGCGCGGCAUCGCCGGCUAUGUCCCGGAACACUAUGAUCAGCCUUCAAAGCUGCCGCCGGGCAUCGCUGCUGUCGUGGCAUUCGGUUUUGGUGUUGCCGGCAUGAUCACCGGCAUGUCGCAGACGUGGUACGUCGGCAAGAUCGCCUUGCACGCCGGCGAGGCUCCUUUCGGUGGUGACGUCGGCUUCGAGCUCGGCUUUGCAUUCGCUGCCGUGAGUUAUGCGGUUCUUAGGACCAUUGAGCUGAAGGUGUUCGGGAGAUAG